Gordionus sp. m RMFG-2023 is the source of this 1094-nucleotide messenger RNA. RefSeq names its product G2/mitotic-specific cyclin-A-like. Gene Ontology annotation, molecular function: cyclin-dependent protein serine/threonine kinase regulator activity. Gene Ontology annotation, cellular component: nucleus; cyclin A2-CDK2 complex; cytoplasm. NCBI's taxonomy places the organism in Eukaryota, Metazoa, Nematomorpha, Gordioida, Chordodea, Parachordodidae. Gene Ontology annotation, biological process: transcription preinitiation complex assembly; DNA-templated transcription initiation; mitotic cell cycle phase transition. The coding region runs from base 128 to 1030 and encodes 300 amino acids. The record is from RefSeq and is a predicted model, not a curated record. The transcript is spliced from 6 exons.
AUUAUCAAACACAUAUGAUAUAAAAGAAAAUGUGAGUUACAAUUCAGAAAAUUCUCAAAACACAUCAGAUAUAAUUAAUUUCAAUAGUUUAGAAGUAUCCUAUAAUGAUGAUAAAAAUAAUGUGUUGAUGUUGAGCUUGACAGAUGAUAUUUCAGAAUACCAAACUUUAGACUCAUUAAAAAAUUCACCUAUGGUAAUCGCCGAUUCUGAAAUUUUACCAUUAUCAAAUGACAUAUACAAUAUUCCUGAAUAUGCUCAAGAUAUACUUUUAUACCUCAAAGAAUUGGAGAGUUUGCACAAACCGCGACCUACUUACAUGACCAAACAACCCGACAUAACAUAUAUGAUGAGGGCUACAGUGGUCGAUUGGCUCGUAGAGGUGUCCGUUGAGUACAAAUUGCUGGAUAAGACACUCUUCUUGGCUUGUUCCUACAUCGACCGUUUCUUAUCCAUCAUGGCCAUCUCGCGCAACAAACUCCAGCUGUUGGGCACAACCUCGAUGUUUAUCGCAGCCAAAUUCGAGGAAAUUUACCCUCCCGACAUUAACGAGUUUGUUUACAUAACUGACGGCACUUAUAGUAAAGAACAGGUAGUCAGGAUGGAGCAAUUGAUCCUCAAAAUCCUUUCCUUCCGUGUUGGUCCUCCUACAGUCAUCUGCUUUCUCGAAAAAUUCUGCAAGCUAGCUGGCCUGCCUAAAACGGUUCAAAAUCUGGCCAAAUAUUUAUCAGAGCUCACGCUUUUGGAUGGGGAAGUCUAUCUCAAAUACGAGCCUAGUAUUAUUGCAUCAUCCGCUAUUUGUUUAAGUAACAUGACUUUUCAAAGAGAACCAUGGGGAAUGUCGUUACAAAAAUACUCAGGAUACGCGUAUACUCAUUUUUUAUCGUGCCUCAAAGAUAUAUAUCACACAAUGUGUGCCGCUCAACAAAAUCAGCAACACAAAGCCAUAUGCCAAAAAUUCAUGUCUAAUAAGUACGAGGAAGUGUCCAAAAUUCUCCCUCCUCCCCCUUACAAUUUACUCGUUAAAGAUUAAUUCGAUCUCUUCAACUCACUCAUCAAUCCAUUUUAUUUCAAGUCGAUGAAAGUUUUUGUUAUCA